AUGCGUCUUAAAACAAUAUUCUCUAUAGGAUCUAUUGGCAUCAAAUAUGCAAAAAUAAUGGGCUAUCGUGUUAUCGGCAUUGUAGCGGAAAAGGACCAGGCUGCAGCCAAUCUGGCGCUUGAAAUGGGAGCUGAUGAAGUAAUUGUUACAUUCCGUUCUUUGAUUCAAUCUUUAGUUUAUGAUGGUCCUAUUGAUCAACACAGCAACUUUGUCAAAGGAAAAACAAAUGGAGGUGUUCAAGCAUCACUCGUUACUGUUCCUCUUAUUUCUGUAUACGAACAAGCAUUACAAUCAUUGAAACGAGGCGGUCGUCUCGUCAUGAUUGGUUUGACAAAAGAAAAACUUUCAGUAACAGUGAGCGAAUGUAUAAGUAAACAGAUUCAAAUUGUAGGCUCAUUAGUUGGCACGCGAACCGAUCUUCAAGAAGCACUCGAUAUGGCGCAAAAGUAUAAGAUUGAAUGCAAAGUACAAACAUGUCAACUUGAACAAAUCAAUGAAGUCUUUGAUGAUAUGAGGAAUUGUCGACUAAUAGGCCGUAUGGUCAUCGAUUUUACUACAAAUUCGAAAUAA
Molecule: messenger RNA, 570 nt
Organism: Rotaria sp. Silwood2
Lineage: Eukaryota; Metazoa; Rotifera; Eurotatoria; Philodinida; Philodinidae
Source: the annotation of a GenBank genome assembly